Messenger RNA from Vanessa atalanta (red admiral), 3142 nucleotides. Its product is annotated as glycine dehydrogenase (decarboxylating), mitochondrial. Gene Ontology annotation, cellular component: glycine cleavage complex; mitochondrion. Bases 68 to 3073 code for a protein of 1001 amino acids. NCBI's taxonomy places the organism in Eukaryota, Metazoa, Arthropoda, Insecta, Lepidoptera, Nymphalidae. Gene Ontology annotation, biological process: glycine decarboxylation via glycine cleavage system. The transcript has 18 exons. Gene Ontology annotation, molecular function: glycine dehydrogenase (decarboxylating) activity; pyridoxal phosphate binding; glycine binding. The record is from RefSeq and is a predicted model, not a curated record.
UUUAUCUGGGAGUCUUCAGUUAGUCGGACACUAAAUAAUAUGACUAAAUACAUUUGAAUAUUUCAAUAUGUUUAGAUUAAUUAGUCGGGGCGUUUUUUUCAAAAAUCGCAAUGAAUGUUUCCAAAAAAUAAAAAGUAAAAAAUGUUUCAAUAUAGAAAUAUGUUGUGUUGCUACACAGAGUUCAAAAUCCGACAACUUGUUUCCGGAGAGGGUUGAUUUUCCUAGUCGCCACAUCGGUCCGAGGGAUCAAGAUGUAGUCACUAUGCUAGAUCUUCUUGGCUAUAAGAGUUUAGAUCAACUCACCAAUGAUGCGGUUCCUAAGCAAAUCCAAUUACCAGGACUUAUGGAAAUUGAUGACCCAAUGAGCGAGUAUGAUUUAAUUGAAAGAGCCCGUAAAAUAGCAGAGAAGAAUCAGAUAUGGCGCUCAUUCAUCGGCAUGGGCUAUCACAAUUGCUGUGUACCCCACAGCAUCAUGCGCAAUAUGUUUGAGAAUCCUGGAUGGACAACGCAGUAUACCCCUUACCAGCCAGAAGUUGCGCAGGGUAGGCUAGAAAGUUUACUAAACUAUCAGACAAUGGUUAGUGACUUGACUGGUUUAGAUGUCGCCAAUGCGUCCUUAUUAGACGAAGGUACAGCUGCAGCGGAAGGCCUAUCACUAUGCCACAGACAUAAUAAAAGAGCAAAGUUCGUGGUAUCUGAACGCCUUCACCCUCAAACAUUAGCUGUAGUUCAAACGAGAUUGGAUGCUUUAGGCUUAGAAGUUAUAGUUGUACCAGAUGUCCGGCAGGUAGAUUUUGCACAAAGGGACAUAUCAGCCGUACUGUUGCAAUGUCCCGAUACGAGGGGACUUGUUUAUGACUAUUCCGGAUUAGCUGCGGCUGCACAUGAACAUGGGACAUUAGUAGUUGUAGCUACUGAUCUUCUAGCUCUAGCUUUAUUACGACCUCCAGCUGAAUGUGGUGCGGCUUUAGCAGUCGGCACUUCUCAGCGGCUAGGUGUUCCGCUAGGCUACGGUGGACCUCAUGCUGGUUUCUUUGCUGCUGAACAUCCAUUGGUUCGUUUGAUGCCCGGGCGCAUGGUGGGAGUCACAAGAGAUGCAGCUGGAAGAGAUGCUUAUAGGUUGGCUUUGCAGACUAGGGAACAACAUAUCCGCCGUGAUAAAGCCACAUCGAAUAUUUGUACUGCCCAGGCGCUUCUGGCUAAUAUGUCAGCGAUGUUCGCAGUAUAUCACGGUCCGCAAGGUCUACGAGAUAUUGCCACUAGGGUUCAUAAUGCGACCUUAGUCCUUGAUCAUGGUAUACGAAAACGUGGUCAUAAACAAUCCAACGAUGUAUAUUUCGAUACUCUACAUGUAAUUCCCGUGGCUGAACAUGAUGCAUCUGUUAUAAAAGCACGUGCGCAAGAGAAGAAGAUUAAUUUACGAUACUUUGAAGAUGGAGCAGUUGGUGUUGCUUUAGACGAAACUACAACUAUGCAAGAUGUUGAUGAUUUGUUGUGGAUAUUUGAUUGCGAUAAUGUUAAUGAGGUUAUGGAAACUGGUGAUGUAAGAUCACGUAGUGUUUUGAAGGGUCCUUUUCGAAGAACGUCUCCUUACCUGACUCAUCCCGUAUUUAAUAUGCACCAUUCUGAAACUAGAAUAGUCCGUUAUAUGAAACGAUUGGAAAACAAGGAUAUAUCACUGGUUCAUUCAAUGAUACCAUUGGGAUCAUGUACGAUGAAGUUGAACUCAACGACAGAAAUGAUGCCGUGUUCGUUUAAACAUUUCACUGACAUUCACCCAUUUGCACCUCUUGAUCAAUGCCAAGGAUAUCAUACAUUAUUUGAAGAGCUCGCGAAAGAUCUUUGCGCUAUUACUGGCUAUGAUCGAGUUUCUUUUCAACCUAACAGCGGUGCUCAAGGUGAAUACGCUGGUUUAAGAACAAUUAAACGGUAUCAUGAAUAUCGCGGCGAUGCUGGGCGAAAUAUAUGUCUUAUACCAGUCAGCGCUCAUGGCACUAACCCUGCGUCUGCACAUAUGGCCGGCAUGCGUGUCUGUGCGAUACGUGUGACUCCUUCUGGAGAUAUUGAUAUGGAACACCUCAAAGACAUGGUAGAAGAGCACAGCGCGAAGUUGUCGUGCCUGAUGCUGACAUAUCCUAGUACAUUUGGCGUGUUCGAGGAGCGCGCCGCUGACGUAUGCGCGCUCGUGCACGCGCACGGCGGACAGGUCUACCUCGAUGGAGCCAACAUGAACGCGCAGGUCGGUCUAUGUCGUCCGGGUGAUUACGGCAGUGAUGUAUCACAUCUUAAUUUACAUAAAACUUUCUGCAUACCUCACGGUGGAGGAGGUCCAGGAAUGGGACCUAUCGGCGUGAAAGCUCAUCUAGCGCCGUUCUUACCGUCACAUCCGGUGAUAAAUCCACUUGCUGAUUUAGGAGACGCGGCACACAGCUUCGGCUCAGUCAGCGCAGCACCCUUCGGAUCUUCGGCUAUUUUGCCGAUCUCAUGGGCUUAUAUAAAAAUGAUGGGACCUAAAGGUCUGAAGCGGGCGACGCAAGUGGCUAUCCUUAAUGCUAACUACAUGUCACGGAGACUAGAUGGUCACUAUAAGACUUUGUACAAAGGUGAAAGAGGUCUGGUUGCACACGAAUUCAUCAUAGACGUACGAGAUUUGAAGAAAACGGCUAACAUUGAGCCUGGUGAUAUCGCUAAGCGUCUUAUGGAUUUUGGUUUCCACGCGCCGACUAUAUCAUGGCCCGUGGCUGGUACUCUUAUGAUUGAACCAACGGAAUCAGAAGAUCUUCAGGAAUUAGAUCGUUUUUGUGACGCACUCAUAACAAUUAGAAAAGAAAUUAAAGACAUUGAAGAUGGUCUCAUUGACAAAAGGCUGAACCCAGUAAAGAUGGCGCCACACACUCAGGAGGAAGUAAUAACAGAGGAUUGGAACCGACCUUACACUAGGGAACAAGCCGCUUUUCCAGCUCCGUUUGUUAAAGGAGAAAUUAAAAUCUGGCCAACAGUCAGCCGCAUUGACGACAUGUAUGGUGACAAACAUUUAGUUUGCACUUGUCCACCUGUUAUUGAUGACUUUUGAUAUUAUUGUUGAGGUGAAAUUGUAAAUAAAAUACUUCGUCUGCGAUCACAUAAUGUAUUUAAUUAUCAA